AUGGACGGCCAUGCCGUCGCAGAGCCCGCCGCCGGCGCCCCGAUUCCCGCUGAUCACGGCGCGCACGGGAUUGCCGGUGACGCCUCGGCCGCCGACCCCUCCGGAUCCGUCAUAAAGAGGAGAGCCCCGAUCGCCUGUCGCCGAUGUCGUCGCAUGAGAAGCAAGUGUGUCCAUGACCGCGCCCAGCCUCCUUGCAAGGCCUGUCUUGAAGCCGGACUCGGUGCCGAAGAUUGCAUCUUUCCCGUUCGAGGUCAGCCGGAUCACGAUCGCGAGUUCCGGCAUCCCCGCGUAAGAGCCGAGAAAACGGCCCGGCGGGACCCCGCCAAGGUGCGACGUGAGAUCCUUGAUGCUCCUGUGCGACCUCUAGGCAAGCCUGGCGAUGAGUGGGAGCGAUUACCUCCAUUGCCAGACAUCAUCGAUGGUGUCAAUCGCUUCACUCAGCACUACUUUCAGCUCGGCUUCAUCCCCAAGCAGCAGUUUCCUGAUCGUCUGCUCAAGGACUAUCGCUCAGUGAGCGUCUUUCUCGUCGUCAGCAUCCUCAGCAUCUCGGCUCGUCUGAGUCCUUCCCUCGCCGCCCGUUAUGGCUCGGGUAUGAAGGCGGCAGAGUUCUUCAUGGAGCGUGCCACCAACCUUGCCUAUGGUGAGCUCUACCAAGAGCCCACGUUGGAGAGAUGCCAGGCGUUUUACUUGCUAAGCAUUGCGCAACAGGGAAGUGGUCUAAGAAAUAAGAGUUAUAUUAAUAUGGGCGUUUCUAUGCGGAUGGCAUCUUUGAUGCGACUGCAUCGAGAGGAGACGUAUCGUAUUCAAAACCCCACUCCAGAGGUCAUCAUCAGGUCCGAAUCAGCGCGAAGAACUCUGUGGAUGUUACAUAGCCAGGAUCAAUUACACUCAGGCCCAUACUCACCAGUAUCCCUUGCUGCCUCGGACAUCACAGCCCUUCUGCCAUGCGACGAACACGACUUUGCUAUUGGGAGAGAGCCUCCUUCACGGGCCGCUGUUGAGGGAACACCUCCUGCAAUCGAGAACCCAGCUCUCAUUUUUGACCCUAACCGCUCUCUUUUUGCUUCACUGAUCCAGGCUCAUCACUUCUGGGGGAUCGUCAGCCGUCGAGCCGUCAAAUUUGCUCGAAGUUCUCGUCCUUGGGAGGCAAAUAGCGAGUUUGCCUGUGUUGUGAAGAAGCUACAUGAGUGGGAGAAUGCGCUGCCUCAGGACCAUCUUUGGAGCGCUCAUACGUUAAAGAAGUACAAGGCCAACGGGCAGGACCUGGCAUACCUUGGGGUGACAAUGGUGCCUCGUCUGUGCAAUAUCGUCCUUCGUCGACCAUAUCUAAUGGACAUGUUAACUGUCACUUCUAAGGACGAACAGCAACAGAAUUUCUUUGCCAAUAUUGCAUAUGAACUCUUUCUCAACGUUCGGCGCCUCUUUGAGCAGAUUGAUGCUCAGUUCACCGGCCGCUCCCCAGACGAGAGUGUAGGGGCGCAGAUGGCUGCCUUUUGCGUUUACAGCUGCGGUCUAUUCUCGACAUACCUCUGCCGAUACCCUCAUAUCUGCCCGGAUCUCAACAUCAGCCGUGAAGGUCCCAUGAUGCUUCAACGUACCCUCUCGAUCCUGAUGGAGUGCAAGGAAGUCUGGCCUCUUGCAUCUCGCUGGGUUGAGGCUCUCGAGCGGUUUGCUCGAGAUCCCACCGGUUCCCUCACGACGGAGAGUGGAAUGGCUGAUGGAAAAGAUCCUAUUCCCAACCCUGUCGCCAUUCCUAUCGCUGUCCCUUCCUCGGCCAACUCAGUCUCGUCUAGUACAUCACCUGCGUCUUCCAUGUAUGCUCGACCAGGGGCCCCUCUCGACACAACAUCUCUCCGAUCUCCAUCCUCGAAUGAAACAUUAACGCCCUUACCCACACCAACCACUCAUAUAAUACCCUCCCACUUUCCUCCACAUUCUCAACAGCAACCUCAACCGCACCAGCACCAGCAUCAACAACAGCACCAACAGCGGCAUCAACAGCAACAGCAGCAUCAACAACCUCAGCCAUCUCCGAUAGCCGACCCUCAAUCUUUCACACGACAACAGAUUCCCUCUCACAUAUAUAUGCACACAGACAACUCGACAGGCCUCGGCAUGCUCAUGGAACCGUUUGACUCCCAAGGCGCUCUCCAAGGAUACACAAUGGCCCCAAAUGGCAACCCUGCCCAAGCAGCUGCCAUCGCCGCAGCCGUAACACCAGCGCCAUUCUACCCUUCAGCAGACGGUUACGAAGGCGAGCUGCAAUUCUAUAUAAACGGACCCCAGGAUUGGAUGCCGACAGAUGGUGUGUUUGAUGGGUAUGGCUAA
Molecule: messenger RNA, 2328 nt
Organism: Fusarium falciforme
Lineage: Eukaryota; Fungi; Ascomycota; Sordariomycetes; Hypocreales; Nectriaceae
Product: Zn(2)-C6 fungal-type domain-containing protein
Exons: 8
Coding region: 1-2328 (775 amino acids)
Biological process (GO): DNA-templated transcription; regulation of DNA-templated transcription
Cellular component (GO): nucleus
Molecular function (GO): DNA binding; zinc ion binding; DNA-binding transcription factor activity, RNA polymerase II-specific
Source: RefSeq, a predicted model, not a curated record